Hypoxylon trugodes is the source of this 3381-nucleotide messenger RNA. RefSeq lists its product as uncharacterized. The record is from RefSeq and is a predicted model, not a curated record. Bases 100 to 3348 code for a protein of 1082 amino acids. NCBI's taxonomy places the organism in Eukaryota, Fungi, Ascomycota, Sordariomycetes, Xylariales, Hypoxylaceae. Gene Ontology annotation, molecular function: protein binding; ADP binding. The transcript is spliced from 9 exons.
GCGAAGAGCGUGGUUGGAUUUUUAAGACUCGGAGAAAAAUUACAGAGUACUCUAGAAAAGCUCAUAGGCGCCCUUGUCUAACAACUAUCAAUACCGGACAUGACUCCCCUGCCAGUCGUCUAUGAUGGAGUCCAACAACCAGCGUUAGACAUUGUUUCCAUACCGGCGCUCCCGACGUUAGCACCACAAUAUAAGCCAAGGGUCCACAACCAAUGGCUUCGUCAAGUUCUCAGCCAUCAGAUCCCGCAUGCGCGGAUUAUGGCAUUUCAGUAUGGGCUUACUAGAGAGGAAAGCGACGGUAAAGACGGUAUAUCGUCGUGGAAGAUGCUGUUGGAACAUGCAAUAGCCUUGCUAUUGGGUCUUACAAUGCGGCGAGAAGGCGUUGAGCAGAGGCCGAUUAUCUUUGUCUGCCAUAGUUUCGGUGCUUUCAUUCUCAAAAAGGCUCUUCUCGUUGCAAAAGAACAGUACCAGUUCCGUUACAUCCUAGAAAGUACGGGCGGCGUCGUCUUUCUUGGCUGCCUUCACGAUGAGAGUAACCCGCACUUCGAAGACCUCUGUAUUAAAUGCGCGGCCGUCGAAUUUGGAACGAUUAAGAAAACGGAACUAUUGAAGAAGUCAAAUGAUUGGUAUGCUAUGAAAGAGGUCAUGGAGCAGUUCCGGACCUUAAGCGCACCGUUUCAAGUUCGUGGCUUCUUCGAACUCAGGCCGACCAUGUAUCAGGCUGGCCGGUUUUCCGUCGUGAGAAAGUCCGAAUGCCUGUGCCCGAGACAUGUCUCAUCAUUAGGUUGGGAAAAUGAGGAAAUAAUUGGGGUCGAGGCGAACCAUGAACAAAUCAUAACUUACCCCCAUAGGAGUGAUGAGCAGUUCUUUGAUAUCUUCAUGUCCACACUCGAGGAUUUGGUUGAUAGUAUCUGCCCGGCCUCCACCCGACGUACCUUUCCCAGCUCCGAAGAACCUUCCGAGCUUUCCACGCCUUGGGAAGUGUUCCAUAGUGUUUCCCCAAGCGCCUCCCAUCUGAGCAUCCUUUCAGACGCCCAAGUUCGAGAGUCGUUAUUAGGCCUUAGCAUCAAAAGCCAGACCGUGCCGGGGGCGAUUAUUCCUUGUUUUGUUACAACUCCUUAUGAGAAGAACCCAGAGUUUGUCGGUAGAGAUGAUAUUCUUGAAAAGAUCCACCACGCACUUGCACCAACCGACGACGCUACACAUAGACUCAACACGUUCGUCUUAGCAGGUCUCGGCGGUUUAGGCAAGACCCAAAUUGCCAUCGAAUAUGCAUUUCGCUACCGCGACAUCUAUCCUGUUGUUCUAUUGGCACACGCCGACGGAGAGGCUAAAUUGGCUGAGAGCUAUUCUCACUUUGCCCAAGAACUCGGACUCGCUAGUGAUAAGAAGCUAAGCCCGGAGGCUACGAAACAGGCUGUGAAAGAAUGCCUGGCUACUCUCGACGUCGAUUGGCUCAUGAUUAUCGACAAUGCCGAUGGAGAGGACAAGGAAGCCCUAUUCAAGGAGUAUCUUCCCGAAGGCGACCGCGGAGCCGUUCUUAUUACCACUCGCGAUCUUCGCCUAAUUGCGCAGAAGGGUGGCAUUGAGCUUAAAGUAUUAGAUAAAGAAAGUGCUGUUAACCUUCUAAUAGCUAUGUCGCGUUUCAAUGGCGACAAGCUGGACGAUGACGAACGAAUCGAAGAGCUCGACGCUGCAGUUAACAUUGUUAGGCGGAUCGAUUAUUUACCAUUAGCCAUCAUGCACGCUGCAAAUCUAAUUAUUUCGGAUUCCUGUACAUUUUCAGAAUUUUCUGAGGCGUAUAACAACCGUGAAUUGAUCCAGGACUGUGAAGAAGUUCGCUUGAUCAAUCAGUCCAACGGUUCAACAUAUCGUUACUCACUUCGAACCGUCUGGAACAUGAACUUUGACCGCCUAGAAGCUGGACCCCGAAGCUUGAUAAAGAUGUUGUCUUACAUGGACCCUGAUCGAGUCCAACUACGUCAUCUGACUGAAGGCGUAGAGAAAGCGAAAGAUCCAGUACUAGAUUUUAUGGACAGUGCUUAUAAAAGAAACAAGUUGAAAACGCACCUCUUGCGAAGCUCACUUGUAACCCAGAGCGAGAAACACAAGGAACUUCGGAUGCAUCGACUAGUACAAGCAUCGUGCCACCUACGAAUGGACCUUGCCGAGCGUCGUCAGAGCUUUCAAAAUGCAAUCACGAUUAUCAAAUACUGCUGGCCAGUCCCUCCGAGGUCAGCCAUUUACGACCCAUCACUAUGGGAUGCGCAGCAAGCUCUUUUACCACAUGUGCAGUCUUUAUGCGCGCAUUACGUCGCAUCUUGUAAGGAAGGGAACCCUCUCAUUCCUCAAGAAGCGGCGAACUGGGAUUUUGCGGCAAUUCUGUAUGAAGCUGGAUGGUACUGCUACGAAAGGGCGCUUCUUGGUUCUAUCAAUGGGCUCCUAUUGCCUGCCGAAGAGUAUUGUCUCCUCCACCUUGACGAAGGCGGCGGCUACCGUAUUCUAGCUGAUGUCUACGGUGGCCUUGGGUCGCUUCAUACCGAGUCGAACAUGUUCUACGAAGCCCAUAAUAGCUUCCGCAAAGAAUGGGGCUACCUCGAACGUGCGUUUGAAACCGGCGAGCUCGAACGACCAAGUAUAUGGGAAGUCUUUGGUCUCGCACGUCUUGCCAAUGGUCUUCAUGGAUUGAACCGAUAUAAAGAAGCAGAAGAAUAUUACUGCCGAGCACUAAAAGCAUGGGAUGGCUUACCUGGAGAUCGCACGGUGUACACGACAAAUCUGGGGACGUGUUUGUGGCUACAGGGUCGGUUGGAUGAUGCCGAGAAGAGGCUCCGACCGCUGGUUAAGGAUAAAGAUGAUGCAACAAACUUCAGAACCGGAUAUGCGCUUCUGGCCCUAGGGAAUGUCCAAAUUAGCCAGGCAAUCGCUCUGACCGAAGAGGGCAAGAAGAAAGAGUCUGAGGCUAAAUAUGAAGAGGCUAUGGAGACGCACUUGCAGUCCCUCAAGCUGUAUACUCUCACAAUUGGGCCUAAACACCACCGGACGGCAGACACCUACCAUAAGGUUGGCUGGCAUUUCCAUCGUCGCAACAACUACGAUGCAGCAUUAUCAAUGCUUGAGAAAGCAUUGGAGAUUUACAUGAUGAAUCCCGAGCAUCUAAAGAACGAAAUAGCUCGGACAAGGUACAAGAGGGGAUGCUUAUACCAAGACAUGGGAGAACGUCAACGAGGCACUGAGGAGAUCCGCGAAGCAGAAAAGAUGAGAAGAGAAAUUAUUGGGCCCGAGAAUUGGAAACCUGCAGGGGGAGAAGAGGAUUUCGACGCGAUAGUACAGUUUUGGAGUAGAUGAAUUCCUGGUGCUAUGUUUUCAUAUGUAUUUAAU